Acaulospora colombiana is the source of this 293-nucleotide messenger RNA. NCBI's taxonomy places the organism in Eukaryota, Fungi, Glomeromycota, Glomeromycetes, Diversisporales, Acaulosporaceae. The record is from the annotation of a GenBank genome assembly.
GCGCAUCAAGUCAACCUCCUGAAGGUGGUCUUGGACUUCACGGUGUGCCACAACAGUUCAUCCACCACCACCAAGUAAAGAAGCAGCAACAAUCACACCAGCAAAACAUGAACGUGACACCCUUCCAUCACCCAAUGCAGCUCGUCCAAACUCCAAUGGCCUUUUCGCCACAGAUGCUUCAAUUCCCAACCACUCCUGGUAUGGGCGCGAUUCCUUUGCAGAACGGCCAUCCCGUUCAGCACCCCCACCAGCCACAAGUCGUGCCAAAGAAGAAGAAACACGUCGAGAUGAAG